UAAAGCGGGAUCCUCCAACCCCCAGGCGCUAUCAGCCCCACAGGAGGGAUUUUACCGACAGUAAUAGCCUUUUUACUUAACGCGUCCAAUUUACCUGGGUGAUCGUCCAAAAACGGGACGGUCUCGGUUUGGUAUCUCUCUGCCAGGACUUAAUCUCAGUAAGACAUGGUGCAUCGGGGAGCUCGUGAGGAAACAGCAUCGUUGUUUUUUGCGUAACACACACACACACAUAUGAACUUGGGAUACCGCUGGAUUUUACACAAAGAAAAAAACUAAGAUGCCUUAUAAAGUCGCAGAGAAUCACACAUCGACGCCAUCGCGAGGAUCUUCGUUUUUUAUCGAGAACUUGCUUGGCUCAGAUCGCACCGAACCUCCUGCCUGUCCUGUCAACCCCAUCCUAGAUGGCGAGGGACACCGGGAGACGAUACACACGACAGUGCAUCAGCAGGAAAUGUGUCAUGAAGGGUUCAACACACACUCCAAGCUGGAAAUGUGUCGAAAAGGAUCACCGCCCUCGCUGUGGUACGGAAGGGACUCCCUGAAUCUCGGAGCUCUAGAGAGAUCUGAGAGUCCGAAAGAGGAAACCAGUAGUUCAUACGAACACAUCGACUCCGUCUCCAGCGACAGGGACUCCCCGGUAGUGUCUGAAAGACCAGGCGCAGACCUCGUGCGAGAGGCGGCUGAGAGCAUCAUCACCGGUGAACGCGACGAAGCGAGACGGCUCUCGGAUGAGCGCGCGCAUCCUGACACGACCGAGUCAGGUUCAGUGAGGAAGAAGAAAACGCGGACGGUGUUCAGCAGGAGCCAGGUGUUCCAGCUGGAGUCCACAUUCGACGUGAAGCGGUACCUGAGCAGCUCGGAGCGCGCAGGCCUCGCCUCGUCUCUACACCUCACCGAGACGCAGGUGAAAAUCUGGUUUCAGAACCGGCGCAAUAAGUGGAAGAGACAGCUGGCUGCUGAACUGGAGGCUACCAGCGUUACGCACUCAUCUCAGCGCAUCGUGCGCGUCCCUAUCCUGUAUCAUGAGAGCGCCACGCUGGGCCUCAAUGUGCCACAACUGUCGCCUCCUAUCGUGGGCUUUACGAGCUCAGUGAGCUACCCACUCGGUAAUUUCACUCAUUCCGUCAGUCUGCUGAGGUCACAGCUAACAGGACUUGUCUGAAUUCACAGACUGAAAGAUGGAGAGUCGUACACGAUCGGGUUUAUUUUAUUACUGAAGUGCAAUAACACAUACGGCCACAGAAAAAUACAACCAUCCAAAGAUCUCACAUAAUAUGAUUAAACAGCAAAUCUCCCAGGUAAUUAUUAAUUAAUACCUAGUGUUGAAUUGUCUCUUAGAAUUAGGCUGUACAGAUCCAACUGGACAAAUAAAUACACUCAUCUGAUGUCCCUCUGGGGAAGCAUUAAAGUUCUGUGUAGAACCUACAACAGUGUCUCCUUUUUAGAAGAAUUCAUUGGUUAAUGAGCCUUUUUUUCUAAGAGUGCACAAUUUAUUAAACAAUGGGAAUUUUACUGUGUAUAUAACAGAAAUAUUUUAUUUUCAGUGUUAUUUCAGAAGUCUAAAACAGUCUAUGCAUGGGGACUCAGGCCCUCCUAUUGGCCUAUAUGUAUUUAUUUGAGAUUUGCUUUGUAAGAGAAAUAUUUUUUAUUCAGAUACACUUAUUUCUAUGUUUUUGUCACUUUAUUUU
This is a messenger RNA of Hemibagrus wyckioides, 1688 nucleotides long. It is a transcript of the gene hmx1, whose product is annotated as H6 family homeobox 1. Gene Ontology annotation, biological process: regulation of transcription by RNA polymerase II; negative regulation of DNA-templated transcription. NCBI's taxonomy places the organism in Eukaryota, Metazoa, Chordata, Actinopteri, Siluriformes, Bagridae. The record is from RefSeq and is a predicted model, not a curated record. Gene Ontology annotation, molecular function: DNA-binding transcription factor activity, RNA polymerase II-specific; RNA polymerase II transcription regulatory region sequence-specific DNA binding. The transcript is spliced from 2 exons. Bases 278 to 1162 code for a protein of 294 amino acids. Gene Ontology annotation, cellular component: nucleus.